Molecule: messenger RNA, 7043 nt
Organism: Tigriopus californicus
Lineage: Eukaryota; Metazoa; Arthropoda; Copepoda; Harpacticoida; Harpacticidae
Gene: kto
Product: mediator of RNA polymerase II transcription subunit 12-like
Exons: 3
Coding region: 489-6989 (2166 amino acids)
Biological process (GO): regulation of transcription by RNA polymerase II
Cellular component (GO): mediator complex
Molecular function (GO): transcription coactivator activity
Source: RefSeq, a predicted model, not a curated record
CUCUCAGAGCUCAGUUUGGUUGGUUCAUUCCACCUUACUUUCCCCCUUUGAGUUGACGCCCGUCCUCUUCUUUGGAUACAGUUUCCAAGUUCGCACGUACACGUCGUGCCCGUGUCGACUGGGAUGACUGUCGUCCUUCCAUCCAGCCUUGAUAUCAACACCAACUGAACCCACUUCCAAAACUAACCAACCCCUCUUCCCUCAGGCCUACCUACACUCUAUCAGACCAUCAUACAGUACAUAUGCAGACCCCUGUCGUAUGAAUGGCAGCGAAUUUGGCCAUAAGAGCGAGUCAACCUUAUUACCACUUGGGUGACAUCGAAGUAUUGACGUAUUCCAUCAUCCUGUCCGUUGUGUGUGCGUACGCUGUCCAUGAAGAUCAUGGCAUCUUGAUCGAGCUCCUGAGCAAUCAUGGUUCAUAAACCCAUCGUGAAAUCCAGCUGAAUCAGAUAACUAACAUUUGAUCGAUAGGAUCGUUGGCGGGCAAGAUGCCUGUGCGUCUCGAGAGCGAGGCCAAGCGGUCUUUGCGGCCGGUGGGAAUGCGGGCAGGAUCUGCACCUAACCUUGCCGGAGGAUUGCCGGGUUCCUCCUCUUCUGGAGGACCGGCUUUGGGCGGUGUACCGGGUUUUGCCUCGCCCCACGGAUCGGCUCUGUCUAGUGGAAUGGCCGGUGUGAUAGGACGGGGACCGGGGGGAGGUUUGGGCCCGCCUGAUGUUUACCCACAAGAUCCCAAUCAGAAAGAGGACGAAUUGACAGCCGUGCAUGUGAAGCAAGGCUUUACCCAAGGUUAUGCCACCUUGGUGAGCGAGGAGUAUUCGUCGGCCAUUUGCGGCGGGCGCCACAGCAAUUUCUUGCAGGCCAUGUCUUCGACCAAGGUCUUGGCCGAUUUGAAGGCCAUAGCCGCUAAAAAAGAGGAACAGAAUACGUUGAGUGACUCGGGCAAAAAGCGACAGACUUUGAACACCCGGGAUUUUUGGCUCGUAACUCAAAAGAACAAACCGGGUGCGGACAAUUGGUUCAAUGAUUUGCGUGGGGGGAAACCUCUGUCUGCGUUGGCCAAAUGUGUGCCCGUGUUCAAUAAGAAAGAAGAGCUCUUGCCCGCCUUGAUUGAAAAGAAAGUGCCCUUCAAUCGGGCUGUGUGGUUCUUCAAAAUGACUUCGGGCUAUGCCCUGGCCAUGUCCGAGAUUAAUAAACCGAAGAAGCGCCAGCUCAUGGACCCGAGCAUUGAAUGGACCCAAGCCUUGGUCCGGUUCCUAAAAGAGCAACUUGUAGAGAUCUCAACAAUGCUCCAAUCGAGCUCAAGUUCGUCCACUAACAUUGGAAUGGGAAUGGUGGACGAAUUCAAGCCGGAAAAUGCCCAAUGCUACAAGUAUUGGACUUACUUGACCCAAUUGUGCGAGGUCAUGUUUCAUCAGGGUCUCUUAGAUCGACAAGAUUUUUUGACUUGGGUCGUGGAUUGUGUAGAAAAAUGUCGAGGUCCCAAUGAUCCCAUCAUACGAUUGGUCUUGCCCGUUGUGCUUCAGUACACAAAAGAUAUCGUCAAGUCUGAACUGCUAAGUCGUAGGUUGGCAUACCAAUGUGCCAAGAAAAUCACCUACCUUGUCAAUGACACGGAGGCCUUAAACAACUUGUCCACACUCACUGCUCAAGAUAAUGGGGGUGCUCCACCCGUGAUCACAGCCUUCAUGGAAUUGGUCAAUGAUCCAGACACCCGGUUCAUCAUCUUGGGCAUGUCAUCCGUGGUCCAAACGAUUGCUUUAGAAUGCCCUUCCGCUUUAGUUUGGAACUACUUUGGCGAGAACAAAUCGCCCUCGUAUCUCAUGGGUUCUCCUCUCGAUCAUUUACCCAAUUGCACACCCUCAGGCCUACCUAUGAUGCCCCCUGGCUCUGGCACGCAAGCAGCACGGCUACGAAUUAAACAAGCCGAAAUGCUGAUAAGAGAACGAUCUAUCGCAUGUGAAGUUAAGUGGUCCGAAGAUUUUGCCCAGUCGCCCUCUCGAGAUGUGAACGCAAUCCUCUCCAUCCUCGAAGAGCUCGAUAGCUUUGUAUUGUUUGACAAGAUUGAUACGUCCUCCCAUUUCAUCGACGUUCUCUAUAAUCGGAUCUUUCCCACUCACAACGACAAUCCAAUCCCGGACAUGACCAUAGUUCAUUCGCUUUGUCAUUGGGCCGUGACCUCUCAAAGGUCCGGUGAACAUCGCGCCUUCGUCGUGGCAAUGUUGCUGGACAAGCGGCAAGCCUUGUUAUCACCAGACGUAGAAGAUGACCGGGAAGACGAUGAGGAGACCUACUAUUCCUCUGAGCCUCCCGUGUUCCAGGCUCAUCUUUUUCAAUACCUGGAUCAUGACGCUCCCACCAUCACAGAGGAUCGCCAAGAGUUCUCAAACUUAGUACUCUUGUUCUUCGAGCUCAUCUGUCACGAUGUUUUCUCUCACGAUUAUUACCUUUGUCAACUAAUCUCCAGAGGAGACCUCAGCCAGACAACUUCAACGGAGUCAAGGGACGAAAAGAACGAAGAUGGCGAUGGAUCAUUCGAAGACAGUAAGAUCAAUGAUGACCUGGCUAACCUUCUCAAUCAAAUCAAGGAGGGCAAUCAAUUAGAAGGUCCAUACUCCCCGCCGCCCCCGCCGCCCCCUAAAUCUCUAGCCGUGAAAGGUGAUCUAGAUAUCGCACGGCGUUGUCGUCAUUGGCAGUACUGUUACCAUUUUCCACUUCCAAGUAAUGAAUCAUCAGUCCACGAUGCCAAUCAAAGACACGUUUUGCUCUACGGCACUGGGAAGGGCAAGGAUGAGGUUUCCAAGAAUGUGAAACGCCUAUCCAAAGAUAUCACCAAACUUUUCAGCAAGAAGUUCAGUAUUGAUGUGUCAGAGGGUGGAAAAGUGAAGAAGCACACCAAGAACGAAUCGUCGUACAAAGAUGUGGUAACGAGUUUUCAGAGCUUGUCCUACUACGACCAACAUGCGGUCACCCAUCAAUGCGGCCAAACUGUGGUAGAAAUGAUCAUUGCAUUUGCCCACACUCAGGCCAACUACUUACCCGUGACUGAGUAUGUCUCGUUCCUCAUGGACUUGACCGGGUUGGCCCUGAACAUUCAAGAGAUCCUAGAUUGGAGCAUGCAGAUCUUGAAGGAACUCCCAAGUGUUGAGCUGCAACUCCAUGAAAGACGGUCCACUUUGACUCGAAACUACACGUCGUCCUUAGCUUUGUGCUUGGUGGGCGUUUUGCGACGCUAUCAUUCAGUACUAAUGUUGAACCCAAGUGAUGUGGCCUUCAUUUUUGAUCAGCUAUCAAAAAUCGCUCCGUUAAGUAAACUCACAAACGGCGAUGGACCCGGAGACAAGAAGGGAUUUGAUUGCACCUCCGCUGAAUGGUGCAUUUUAGCUUAUAUGUAUGACUUAUCUACAAUCUGUCCAACCCUGAAGUCCAAGGAGAAGAUUCACGAGCUCAAACGACAGUUCUCGCCUCAAACUGACGCUUCUGAGUCGUCCCUGACCCUCACUGACCGUCGUUUUGGAAUCGAUUAUGUCCUGAAUCCUAAGAAACAUGUAGAUCCUCUGACGAUCAAGAACCUCAUCGAGAGUCCUCAGCAUCAGUACAACUUGGUGUGUAAUGUCUUAAUGGAAGUGUGUGAGUGUACGGAUCAAGAAAAACUCAACGAUAUCGCUACAUUGUGUUGUGAAUUCACCUCGCAAUGCUAUUCCCUCUCAUCGGAAUGGUUGGGUGCUUUUGCCGCUCUUUGCAACUCCGGGAACAACACCGGCUAUAUUGAUUUGGUCAAUCAGGUGUAUAAGUCGGAUACGCCCAUCGACAAACAACUGGGCGUGUUUGCAGCUAUCCUCAUUGCACGGCAUUGUUUUCAUCUGCAGGCUUUUGUCAUCAACGUCGCCAUUCCCUCUCUCCUUCAAGCUUGGGAAGAGGUCAAGGAGAAAUCCCUAACCAAAGAGACGGAAAGAGGAGCCAGAUUGAGUUGUCAAUUGCUCUUGAAACUCUUUGAAUCCGUCGAUAUCUAUCAGCCCACCAUUCAUUUCAACUCGAACCAGAGUACCUCUUCAUGCCACUCCAAGCAAGCAGCACAUCCUUCAGGGAUUUACAGUAGCUGCGACCGACAUUUAUUGUCCUCUGCCCAUCGAAACAUGACAGUGGGGGCGAUUAUUGCUGUUCUCAAAGGCAUCCUCGUCCUCGGAGAUGCCGAGGAAGACAAAAGCAGUGACAACAACAAAAAGUACGGUGAUGGGGAUUAUCGUAGUCUGGGACUCUCUGGGAUGCGAGGAAGCCGGAUGGAGAAUGCCAGCUUAUCUCAGUUCGCCAGAUAUACUCUCAAACAGAUCAGCCAACAAGAUUGGGUGCACGAUCGUUGUCGACAGACUCCGGAGCAGACUUUGCUGAAGAAUGGCAUUCUCUUGGAUCCCAUGUUGAGUCCAAAGCAAGCCCAGAAGCUUCUCAGACUGAUCUGUUACCCAGCAGAGUAUCCCAACACGGAGUUGAAUUUGUCAGACCCGCAAGAGCCGAAGAUGAUCGUAUCUAAGAUCUUGCACAACCUCGAUGAGUGGAACCUUCGAAUCUCAGCCAUCGAAAUUCGCCUCAUGUAUCAUCAACUGUCCUCUAAUGGAAAUAAUGCGUCAGAUCUGAACCGAUGGCUCGAAAACUCCGCUAACGCCAUCGUGGAAUCCUUUGAUUUUGGAGCCCAGUCAAAGAAGGACUUGGAUAUGAAACCAACCGAGGGCUCCAAGACCUCUCCUCGCAAAUCUCAUCUUGCUAGUGGCCGGUCAAAAAUUCGAAAGCAUUGCUUUAUUUGGAUGGUCCCCUAUCUAGUGAAGUACCUGAAAUUUUUGCAGAGCCGAGUCCUUAAAGUCAGCACCACAGUUCUGGAGGAGACGAAUUGGUCCCGUGCCACCAAACAUCACUCGAAAGAUAGCAAUGAGGGUACAAGAUUCUGCUACCAGCCUUUUCUUCACCUGGUACUUACUUGCAUUCGAGAGUUGGAUGCCGACAGCAAGGACAAGAAAGACAAAUCUGACAAGGAAGAACAGAAAGAACAUUUGCUUCAUGCUCUUCAUGGACAGCUUUCCACUUACUUGUGUUUCAACAAGAACGAGAAGAUCUAUCAGUAUGACGACCCGAUGUCCAGGAAGACCAUGCUAGACUCCUUACGACUGAGGUUCAGUCUAGUAGGCGGGAUGUUCGACAGCAUUUGUAGGAACGUCAACUUUACUCAAGAAUGGAGUACUCUUCUCGUUCAACUCAUGUCACGAGGUGUGGUGUCAUUGGCAAACAAUUCGGAACUCUUCACAGUGGCUCUGGAUAUGCUGGCCACUCUGAUCCAUUCCACAAUGGUUUAUGACAAGGAUGCCAGCGUAUCUGAGCGAUCAGAUGAAGGCCGGAAACACCAUGCCUAUCAUACGUUGGUGAAGAAACUGAAAAAAGAGAUUGGAGAGAACCAUUGCGCAAGCAUGAAGAUCCUGCGUCAACUUCUUCCUUUCCCGAAAGUGGUUAUAGAAGCCUUGGUUUGCGAGCCAUUUGGCAACGUGACAGAUGGAAAAGGAAAUCGUGUCAAAGGCCUGAAUUGUGACAAAAAACAGGGAAUGCAAGUGGCCGAUAAGCAGAAGAUGAAUCCUUGGGACAUGCUCGAUGGUCACCGGAAUCCUGCACCUCUUUCAUGGGCCUGGUUUGGUGCUCUCAAGCACGAGCGCAAACCAUUGAAAUGCGAAGAGAACUUCUUCGAACUCAAAUUCGCUAAGGACAGUUUCGAGCAUACCAAAACCUAUUACCUUGACCCACCUCCCCUUCCUGAUGAAGAUUUGGAGCCCCCUCCAAAAGAGAACAAGAAUCCAACGGAUAAGGCCAAUAUGCCCGUGCCUAAUAUGGGCCCCGGCCCUCACCCCAAUGGCAUGCGAAUGGGCAAUAUGAUGAAUCGUCCCAUGAUGAACAUGGCCGGAUAUCCGUUCCCUCGAGGCCGAAUGGAUCCCAGUUUUAUGAACCCCGGUGCCAGGAUGAAUAACCCACGCAUGAUGGGACCCACGGGCGGAAUGGUACAUAACCAAAUGAAUCCAGGCAUGAACUAUCAAAACCCCGGCAACAACGCCAUGAUGGGCAACAAUGGCAAUUGGGACACCAUGAACCGUAUGAACACCAAUAACCCUCCAAACAAUUUCAUGCCCAACCAGAACUUCAAUGCUGGGGGGCCAAUGCCGAUGAACAAUCCUGGAGCAGGAGUUGGCGGCGGAGCCGGCAUGGCAGGAGUCAGUCAAGCUGCUCCGGGUGGUGUAGUUGGAGGAGGGGGCGGUAUGAUGAACUCGCACCGAUUCCAAGGGCCUUCCAAUGGGAAUUCAAAGCAAGUUCUUCAGAUGAUGAUCCGCGCCCGCCACAACCCUACCGGUCAUUUUAGCCAGUAUAACAAUCAAGCAGCCCCCACACCGCCUCAACAGCCCAACAUGGGCAACCAGUUCUUCCAACCCCGUCAGGGUGGCUUUUCUAUGCGCGGUUCCAACCCCCGUAUGCAUCAUCAAGGUAACGCCAUGUUCCCGGGACAAGUGAACAAUACGGGCAAUGCGAUGAGCAUGGGCGGGGGGUCGGUGCAUCCUCAACAACCCCCCGCAUAUGGUCAGAAUAAUAUGACGCAGUACAACAAUUUUGGCAAUCAAAUGGGCAACAUGAACAACCAAUUCAUGAUGCGGCAAAGCCAGAACCCGGGUUCCAUGUAUGCCAAUACGUCUGGCAAUAUGAUGGGCCGCAGUGGGAUGAUCAAUCAACCGCAACAGGGCAACGGGUUUUCGGUCAGAGGCCAAUUCAUGCCCAAUCAAGGCAUGGUGGGUGGGAAUGCCUACCGACAAGCCGUUCCCCCCAAUAACCAAGGAAUGGGGAUGCGGAUGCCACAACAGCCUCAACAUGGGAUGCAGAAUCCGCAAAUGAUGGCCCAAAUGCAACGCGGCGGCGGGAAUCAAGCCAACAACCCUCAAAUGAAUUACCAGCAACAAAACCGGUUUCAAUAAAUAAAGAAACACGUUAAAUGUAAUCACAACAAUAUAUUCAAAAGGUCCAUCUCA